CUCGGUCUCGUCUUAGAAGUCUCUCUCUCUCUCUCUCUCACUCUCACUGUGUAUUCCUCAAUUCUCUCUCUUCCAAGCUCCACUGUACUCUCUCUGUAUCUAUUGAUUAUCUAUCUCUCUCUCUGUAUCUAUUGAUUUUCUCUAUACUCUCUCUGUAUCUAUACAUUUUCUCUCUCUCCUCUAUCAUUUUCUAUCUCUUCUCUGUGUCUCUGUUUUGCUCUGCUAUAUAUCUUUGUCUCUGGUCAAUCUAGGGUUUCUUCAUUAUCAGAUUCGUUUUUGGUCUAUCUGAUCUACUUGUGGUUCUUGCUCUGUUUGAGAGCCGUCUCAGUCGCCGUCGAUCGUUGCUUGGGAGUUCCGAGGACAUUUGAGACGCUAUUCGAUGGUUUGCGUGGUUUUGAUCGAGAAAGGUUAGGGUUUUUGAUUUUGAGAUAUGGAUAAUUCUUGGCAGAUGAAAUGUAGUUCGUCAUGGCAGUCUUUGACGCCAUCGAUUUCAUCGUCGUCACAACUGCAGCUGCAAGAGCCUCGAAAUCAGAUGUGGAAUGCUGGUCAUUAUUUUUAUCCACAUGUAACACAAGAACCAAGCCCUGCAGCCCGUGCAAUUUUACAAGAAGCCACUGUUCCCAAGACAUCAAAUUUAUGUUCCUCCAACUCAGGCCAUGCUGACCUGGGAAAUUCAUUUUUGUCACUCCUUUCUGCACCACCAUCGUUGAUGCAAUGUGAUUUACAGCAAUAUUCAAAUCCCAAGCCAUUAGCUUCUUCUAGUAAAGUUCCUGUUAGUGGUAAUAGUUUCACAUUUGGUACUGCUGGAAGUGGAGUUUCACUUGUGCCUGCUGGGAUAUUUUCACAAAAUCUCAACAUUCAAAACCCCAAAACUGGAGCACAUUUUGGUGCAGUUGUUUCAUCCAGAGCAGUUGAAAAUGCCAAUUAUGGCAGUGGGUAUAGUUUGCUGGAUGUUCUUCAGGCCGCAAACUUGAAUCAUCAGAGUUCGGAGUCUGCUAAGCCAGUGAUCUGUUGCUCUGAUGGCCGCAAUGAGAGGGAUUUUUCUAUUCCGAGUGGGGGAUGGUUUUCUAGUACGAGCCCUGCGAAUGCUGGGAAGCUGCAUGGCAAUAGUACUCAGGCAUCACAAAAUACUCUAUUAGAGACUAACUCAUCUGUUUCUUGUCGGUCAUCUACUCUUACAAGUGGUUGCCCUCGUGUGUUUUGUUUGAGUGCAAGUGGGGAUUUGCUUCUCAGCAAUACAGGACUUCUUGGUGUUGUUUGCUUGUGUCAUGGUUUACAUAUGUCUAUUGCUAAAUUUUCUGAGCAUUCAGGUUUACGUGAUGUUAACCCUGGGGAUGCUGUUCAUAUGGACAGCGGUGAGACAAUAGCUCGUUGGCGAAAGCUCUACUUCCAGAAGUUUGGGAUUAGGGUUCCAGAAGAUCACAAUGGAUGGGAUUGGCCUGAAGGAUUCUCAACAACGGCUGGUAUGGUGAAAUACAGUGCGAAAGCGUCCAACAACAUGUCCAAAAAGUCUGAUCUGUGUAAUUUGGCUGGUUCUUCUGGAGGCUUAAUAGGCUUUGGACAGCCUCAGAACAACGGUGCAUAUCUUAAGAAACCUAAUACUGUUCCGAAAUUGGCUGAUGAGGUUUCAUUUAAUGGAAAACAAAGGAGUGAUCAGGAUAGUCAUAAUUUUUUGUGCAAAGGCUUGAUUGGCUCUUCACAGAGCAAUCUACCUACCGUAGCAAAUAACCCGAUUAUGGGGUGCCCUCUAUCAAGGUGUUCGACAAUGUCAAAGUUUGUUGGUGUAAGGGAUCCAGAUAAUGGUUGUCACUCUAUUUCUGCUUACAUUGAUUCAAUCACUAAGAGUGGACAAUCAUUCAUUUCCCACCAAAACUUGCAGAACUCUAAAUCAUCUGGUAAUGAUUCUGAUUCCAGCAGAUUAUUCAAUUUGAAGGACGGGAAUGUUGUGGACAGAGACACAGUUUCCUCAAGCUUUGAGCUGAGACUUGGGCAACCAUCUCCUCAGAGUCGGACUUUAGGAAAUCCUCUUUUGCCAGCCUUUAGAUCUCAUCUGUUUGACAAAUGUGGUGAUCCCCAGAAAUCUUUCUUGCCAGAGCAGUUGAUUCAUAAAAGCAAUUCCAUGGUAGUGGAGGAGCGCAGUCAACAUCUUCAGCAUGCAGCUGGUUCAUCUAUUUCCAGUGGAAGAAGAGGACAAAGCCAGUUGAAUCUCGUGAAUGAUGCACCUGGAAUGAAUAAUCCAAGAGAUGCUGCUAUAAUAGAGCAAUUGAAAGGUGAUGUAGAUAGAAGUUUGGUCCUUUCAAUGUUACUUUCCCAAUUUAAAACUCCUACUGAUGGAAGGAUGCAGUCUAAAGCUGCUAGUGGUGUGGUCGAUGGCAAUCAUGUUAUGACUGCAACACCACAUUGUGAAUCUCAUAUUGCCAAAUAUGACCCAACUAAUUUUCUGUGGACUAGAGGCAAUGCUAUAGAAACUCCACUAAACAUUAAUAAAUUGGAUCUUCAAAAGCAUGUGGACAAAGGAAAAGAGGUGGCAUUUGUUGCUGAUGGCUUGCGCAUUGCAACUGAACCAAACUAUGAGUUUCACACAAAACAUAUGGAAUGUUCAACUAAUUGUAAUGGAGUUGGUAGAACUGGUCAUCCUGGUUGUUUAGUGGCACAUGACAAGAGUUCUCAUCCAUACCUGUUAUCUGGAGUGCCACCUGAUGUAUGUAAUGCCAGAAAUCCCUUCAACCAUUCGGGGAAGAUUCCUUGCCUUGGGUUCAAUCGACAUAUGGAUCAUGUUUUCCUUGGGUCCAUGAGUUUGCCAAUGGAUUCUGGACCAACGUUGCCUUUGCAAGCAGUCUCAGUUGGGUCUCCUGUAACAACUUCAACCUCUGUAUCAAAUACGUCUCCAGCAUUGUCAAACAAAGAGUGCAGUGGUAUAAGCCCGUAUUUGGUGGAUGAGAAUUUGAGAAUGCUUGCAUUAAGGCAUAUAAAUGAGUUAUCUAAUCAAGGACAUGCCAAUGCUUCCCAUGGAACAAAACAGGAUCAAGGGAGACUUGACAACUCUUGUGGUGAGAAAAUACAGCGUUCUAUUACUGAUCCAUCGGCAUCAAAAGAACAAUGGCAUGGCCUUGCAGUUAGCAGUAAACAGGUUGCUUCUGAAGUUGGUGUGAAAUCACUCCAGUCUGGUUAUAGUUGUUGGAUGGUCAGUGAUACUCAAACUCUAGCUCCUGCAUCAGGCUUGAAUAAGUGGUGUGGUCUCUCAAAUUUUUCACCAGGGACAUCAUUACAUAGUAAAAAUAUUGAAAUGCAGUUUCAGCUCUCUUGUGAUUUUCAUCGAAAUGCACAGUGCCAGCUCUCUUGUGAUUCCCAUCAACAUGCACAACCCUCGGGGAGAUCUGGAAGAAUUGAUAAUGACAUUACUCCUCCAAAUGAACAUGGAAAAUGUUGUCAGAGAGUACCAUACACAUAUUUCCAAGGCAAAUGUGGCUGCACUGUCCAGACAAAUUGUCAAGGGGGAAAUCAUAAUUCCAAAGGGGAAACCUUCAACGGUGCCUCCAAGGAAAGGACUGGAAAUGGCAUGGCCUCUAUGUUCUUUGAUCCAAAGUUUAAAGAAAAUUCUACCUUUCCUAAGGAGAAAGCUAUUUCCUUUGAUCAAAGUGGAAAUUUGGAGGGUCAAGUGAAGAAGAAAGUUGACUCUCAUGAUUUUCAGUGGAGAGAUGUGCCAAGCAAGGUGACAAGGAUGUGCAAUGUGGCAUGCAAAGAUCGGCCAGCUGAUUUAUUGGAUAUGAGGGGAAAUAUCGGGGACCAUGUUGCUAAUGCUCCUACUAAAUGCUUUAACAGAUCUUCCCAAAUUGCUGAUGCUGCUACUAAAUGCUUUGACAGAUCUGCCCAAGAUGCUGAGUCCUCGAAAGAGCAUGAGGUGUCUAAUAUUUCUUCUGGGUGUUCUGCCCCUGCUGUUACUCAGGCAUCAGUGGAGUUCAAUAACUUGGACUAUUCUACCAUUGAAGCUAGAGGUAAAUGUACACAAAAUCUUGUAGUUGAUGAAGGAUCAGUGAUUGAUAAAUGCUGGUCAUCUGAUGAUCCACCUGACAGUGAAAGUUCGGAAUUCUUUGGUUUUGCAUGUAAAUUCAACUCAGCGAAUGAAGGAUCUUCCAAACCGUUACCUAAUCAAUCAUCUCGUAGUCUUAUUGACGAGCUUAGGCUUAGAGACUCAUUAAUAUUGAAAAAUGUCAGAAAUCAAUCCCUUACUGGGCUUUCCAUUCUUGAAAAGAGGAAUCAUAUACAAAAUUUUGAGAAGGGUUUCAAAUCUGCAAAGAGUAAACGGCCAACAAAAUGGAAGAUGCUAAAUGCAUCAUUUCCUGCCUCUGUUUUUCCUUCAGUCAAUGAAGAAUCUAGAAAAUGUAUUGGUAGUAGUGCUCUUUGGCACUCCCAAUCAUCCAAAGAUGAGCCGAUGUGGCUUCAACCUGACCAAGGAAGGCCUCAUAAUUGUGCUUGUUCUGUUGGACCUAAUUUCAAGCAGAAAUCUGUGUUGUGUUCGACCAAGAUCAUCUCUCGUAAAAGAGCCUUUCACAGAUUUCACAAUGACAGAGAGGGGGGAAAUGAUCGGAUUCAAUUAAAUGUUGAUGAUGAUCGUCUUGAAGUCCCUGAAAACUCUAGUAGGAAAAGGUUCAGAUUGGAUUGGACUUUUCCAUCUACUAAGCCGUUCCAGAUGCGAGAGCCACAUCAUGCUGAUACUGGAAUAGUUGCAAAAUCUAAUUCAGCUGAUUGUAUGAUAAUCUCUUCAACCAAGCAGGUGGGUAUAUGUGAAGGGAAGGUGAGGCCUAUAGUAUGUGGAAAGUAUGGUGUCAUUUCUAAUGGUAAUUCAUCAAGACCUGUGAAAUUUGUUCCUCUCAGAAAGAUUCUUAAAGCAACUAGAAGAUGUACACUUGCUGAAAGCCAAUUAAAAUUAACUUCGGUAAAGAAGUCAAAGAAGAGAAAUAUUAGAAGAAGCAAUGAAUGCAUUGAUAAAUUCUCUAAUUUCAAGGAGAGAGACAGUGAAGGUUAUGAUGACACAGUAUGUAAGGAAUUUGUUCCUGACAGUUCUAUGAAGGAAACAGAGACACGCUUCCCUGGGUGUAAAGAGCUUGAUGAUGUACCACAUACAUUGGAGAAAGAAACAGAUGACGGAAGUGAGAAAGAUCGUAGAAUUCUAGACAGUUCUGUUGGCACUCGAUUGAAGCCAAAAUGUAAAGAAGUUCGCAAGCGCAGCCUUUAUGAGCUGUCAAUUGAAGGGAAGGAUUCCAUCUGUGUAGAUACUCCUGCUCUUAAGGCCUCAAAAUGUGUACCACAAACAAAAUGCAGAUAUCUGGCAAAGUUUUUAAAGAAUGCUGAUGAUGGUAAACAUAAUGUGGGUGGAACAUAUAGUGCCAAAUCCACUGAAAUGCACCAGUGCCAGUCCUCUAUUUCAGAUUUGGAUGCAUUCUGCUGUGUUUGCGGAAGUUCGAAUAAUGAUGAAAUUAAUUGCUUAUUGGAUUGUGGUCGAUGCUUAAUCAGGGUGCACCAGGCUUGCUAUGGUGUUUCCAAAGUACCCAGGGGUCGUUGGUAUUGCAGACCAUGCCGGACAAGUUCCAAAAAUAUUGUUUGUGUUCUCUGUGGUUACGGAGGUGGUGCCAUGACUCGAGCACUACGAAGUCGUAACAUUGUGAAAAGCCUUUUGAAAGCUUGGAACAUUGUUACAGAAUCUGGGCCUAAGGAUGUAAUUUCACUUUCUGAAGUUUUGGAGGAUAGGUUCAGCAUGUUGAGUACGUCAACAUCUGGACAUGAGACCGAUUCAUUUCCUGUCAUCAGACCUGUACAUAUUCAGCCUUGUGCGGUAUUGAAAAUGGAUCUGCAGAAACAAUUGGACUCUGUAAAGACUUCACCUCGUUCUUCUAGUAACUUAAAGGUCAACAACAGCAUAACAGCGGGAGUUCUUGAUUCAACUGUUAAGCAGUGGGUUCAUAUGGUUUGUGGACUCUGGACACCAGGAACACGCUGCCCGAAUGUUGACACCAUGAGUGCUUUUGAUGUAUCUGGUGCUUCUUGUCCUAAAGCAAAUGCGGUGAGCGUUGAGAUUUGCUCAUUGUGUAACCGAUCAGGUGGUUGUUGCAUACAGUGUCGCGUUUGUGAUUGCUCUGUACCAUUUCAUCCUUGGUGUGCUCACCAAAAGGGUCUGCUGCAAAGCGAGGUUGAAGGUGUUGAUGAUGAGAGUGUUGGUUUUUAUGGGAGAUGUGCGCUUCAUGCGACAUACUUCCGGUGUGAUUCAGAUGGUGAUCCUAUUGGCACUGAAACUGGUCAUCCUGGGGAUAAAGAAUACACAUGUGCGAGAACAGAGGGUUACAAAGGUCGUAAACGGGAAGGCUUUCGUCAUAAUCUUCCUAGUCAAUCUAACGGCAGUGGUGGAUGUGUUGUUCCACAAGAGCAAUUAAAUGCAUGGCUUCACAUUAAUAGGCAGAAUUCACGCACCAAAGGGCUUCCAAAGCUGCCAAAUUCAGAUGUUGAGUAUGAUUGCCGGAAAGCAUAUGCUCAUUAUAGACAAUCAAAAGGUUGGAAACAUUUGGUAGUAUACAAGUCAGGCAUACAUGCUCUUGGUCUCUAUACAUCCCAGUUCAUUUAUCGCGGUGCAAUGGUUGUUGAGUAUGUUGGUGAGAUUGUAGGGCUCCGUGUGGCUGAUAAAAGGGAAAAUGAGUAUCAGUUUGGAAGAAAGCUUCAGUACAAGAGCGCUUGCUAUUUCUUUAGGAUUGAUAAAGAGCAUAUUAUUGAUGCCACCCACAAGGGAGGGAUUGCUCGUUUUGUUAAUCAUUCAUGCCUGCCAAACUGCGUUGCCAAAGUAAUUUCUGUGAGGAGUGAUAAGAAGGUUGUCUUUUUUGCGGAGAGAGACAUAUACCCUGGAGAAGAGAUAACAUAUGACUACCAUUUCAAUCAUGAGGAUGAAGGGAAAAAAAUUCCAUGUUUUUGUAAUUCCAAAAAUUGCAGGCGAUAUCUAAAUUGAGCGAAGGUGAUGAUUUCCAAUCCUUGAAUGAAACGCUUGUUUUCCAGAACGAUAUCAAUUUGUGUGUAGGUGUCAAUCUCGGGCUUGUAAGUUGUAUCUGCAUCAGGUUGUGCUUUAAAUGUUGUAUCAUAUUGGUACAAGUUUCUUUGGUUGUCACCAUGGGCGGGUUCAAUUGAGCCUCUCAACUUUUUUUUUCUUUUUUUUUUUCAGAAUUAUGUAGUAUUAUUUAAAUUUUUUUUA
Molecule: messenger RNA, 7231 nt
Organism: Camellia sinensis
Lineage: Eukaryota; Viridiplantae; Streptophyta; Magnoliopsida; Ericales; Theaceae
Source: RefSeq, a predicted model, not a curated record